UGUGUGUGUGUACGCCUCUCUCUCUCUCCCUUUAUUACUCUCUAUAUUUAUAACGUGCUGCCGGUUUUUGCACAACAACAACAAACAAGAACACCCAAAACAACAACAACAGAAACAACAACUUGUUUGACCCUUCCCCUUGCGACCCUUUCAAGUAAACAGGAUGGAGCGAAAAUUCACACGCGGCUUGAAUAAGCUCGGCUCGGCGGUGCAAAUGCGAGAGAACGUGUCCCAGUUGGUGCGUGAGAGCGCUGUUUUGAAUAAGCCUCUGGUGGUGGAGCCGAUCGACUUCGAAGCCUUUAUAGCCAAAAAUAAAACUGUUAUACAGAAUGAUCCGCAGAGGGAGCUGCUCAUCUAUCCGGCUGAUGAUGUUUCGGAAAUCAUCAUGCCCCGGAAACAGCGUUCCAACGCCAAAACAGUGGCCGACAGAUUCGAGCCUCCCAACGAGGCGAUCGUGUGUCCCCUCCACGGUCCUCCCAUAAUUGGCAAUGGAAAUGGCAAUGGUCACAGCCAGGUGAGCCGGCAGGGCAGCAUUCAAUCCAACGGAAGUCUCCACAACGGGAAUGGCUCGGCCACCAAUGGCAAUGGGAUCAGCAGCAGCCAAAGUAGUCUUACCAACUCGAAUGGCCAUGGCCAGUUAUCGCGGAAGAGCUCCCAGUGCUCGAAUGGAUCGACUAGUCACAAGGAUUCCUCCUACGAAUCGGCUCUAUCCUCGAUGACCAUUCGCUCCCACUUGGCCCAGCCGGAGGAGGUGGAUGAGUUUGCGGAUGCGGAUGGGAACGGCGAGGAUUUGGUGGAUGGCGCACAUACUCAUGGCUCCAGGGCGGAGUGCACCCGGUUCACGCGACAGGCCUUAUACACCUAUAGGGCCAAGAAUCAUUUGAUUCAUUACAAAUACAAUGCCUACGGUGGUAAUUGUCAUGAUUUGCCCAGUGUUUCCCCCCCGGAAGAACUGCUGGAGGAGGUCUACGAAAUCGAUGCCGAUCAGGAUCGCAUUGAUGAGCAAAUGACCCGCUCGCAGGCUGACACCAUCACCAAACAGGGCUACCUUUUAAAAGGACCCGACUCCGCCUCAGAUCGCAUGUUUGCCAAUAUUGGCAACAAGUCCUUUAAAAGGCGUUAUUGCUACUUGAGGCAGGAGAUCGACGGCACAUACAUCUUGGAGCUCCACAAGGACGAAAAGCAGGGCGAGGCCAAGGCAACCAUAGUUAUGGAUUUCUGCACAGAGGUAGUGCAGAAUCCCAAACGCGGGCGCUUUUGCUUUGAACUCCGCAUGACAGCUGGCCAUAAAUCCUUCACCCUGGCCGCCGAAAAUGAGCAGGACUUCAAGGACUGGCUAAGCAAGCUGUCCUCUGUGUUGGCCCAAAAUCGAGCCCAGGAGGAGAAGCGUAAUGCCUCGCUGGAGCGUCAGCCGUCGGCCAACUCCAAUCCCAGUCCUCAGCUGCAGCCACCAGCUGCCGAGCCCAUUAUCUUUGGCACUUUAAAGGGCUUGGAUCAGUCGCUGCAUCCCCAGCUGAUGAAGUAUGGACGCGAGACAGAUCACUCCAUAGCUCUGGCUAGGAGGGAGCAGCGUCGCCGUCUGUUUGCCUGCUAUCAGUCCCCAGCCAAGUCCAGUGGCAGUGACAACGUGGAACAGUACCGCGAGCACUUUGGCACUAGAUUGCUGUUGACCUGCCAUAACCUGCGCUUCCGGAUGCAAUGUGUUCCCCAGGACGAGGGGUCCUCCAUGUCCAGUGAACAGCAAGUGGAGCCCUACAUCACCAGUUUGUCCCUGUUCGAUGCCAAAGCGAAUCGCAAGCUCAGUGAGAACUUCUACUUUAAUGUCAACGAACAGUGGGCAGCUCAGCUGCUGCCCAAUAGCCCAGUUCCUGCCUCAGUGGCCGGAUGUGGAGUUCCUAGAAAGUCCACCGAGGGGGAUGAACGAAGCUCCGCCUGCCAGGCACCACACUCCCUCUUCGAUGGAGUCUCUGCGGAGUUGCUCCGCGCAAAUCGCCAGCAGUUCCAGCAACUGAGGCAGUGCCUCCUCUCGGUGACAGCUCCCCAUGCGGAUAUCUAUCUGGUGGUUAGGAUCGAGAAACUGCUGCAGUGCGGCAUAGCUCAGGCAGCGGAGCCCUACCUGAAGGCCGGCAAGGAUCCCAAGCUGGGCCAAAAGGUCUACAAGGCGGCCAAGAGCUGUGCCCAGCACAUUGGACACUACCGGCAGCCCUUCGCCUGGGCCGCCCGUCCCUUGUUCAAGCAGUACAGCCACGAACUGGACGUGGAUCCCCACAAGGAGUUCGAGUUCAGUCCCAUUUACAGGCAGGAGCUGCCCAAGCUAAAGGACGAAGAACUCCUAAAGCUCCUGGUGGACUAUCGCAAGCCGGAAAAACUAAGCAAGCUGACCAUCAUUCCGGGCAGCCUGAAGAUGCAGAUGCAGUUCCUGGACCAGAUCACACCUUGUGGCCUAACCAAGUCCCUGGCUCCGCUAUCCACGUUCAAUCCAAACUCCAAGCAUCCUCCCACGAUCGAGUUGGCAGAGUUCCAGAGCCAGAGCGAACGGGAGGCUCAUCCCUACACCAGUUUCUGCAAUCACCUGUAUGUGUAUCCUUUGAGCUUGCAGUUCGAUAGCCAGAAACUGUUCUCGAGGGCCAGAAACAUCACUGUGGUGGUGGAGCUACGAGAUGGCGAUGGAGAAUACAGCAAACCAUUGAAGUGUAUCUAUGGACGUCCUGGUCAGGACUUGCUGGUGUCCCAAAUAGCCUGCCCUGUACUGCAUCACAAUGUCACACCCACCUGGUACGAGGAGAUCAAACUGCGUCUUCCCCUGGGCCUGUUUCCCGAGCACCAUCUGCUCUUCUCCUUCUACCAUGUGUCCUGUAAUCUCAGCAAGAAACGCGAUGCCCAUGCAGCUUUUGAAACACCCAUUGGCUAUGCCUGGUUGCCGCUGCUGCAGAAGAAUAGGAUCUGCCUGGAGGAGCAACUGCUUCCGGUGGCUGCCACUCUGCCAGUGGGCUAUCUCUCCAUUCAACCCCUCGGAUGGGGCAAGGGGAAUUGCGGCCCGGAUAUCCAAUGGAUUGACAAUCAGAGGAAUCUCUACACGGUGGCACUGCGGUUGGAUUCCACGGUCUUGACGGCGGAUCAGCACUUGCACAACUUCUUCGCCCACUGCGAGAGACUGCUGGAAGGUGGCAAGACCGGAGCUGUGCCGGCAGAGACGGAAACCUGCAAGAUUCUGAAAGCGGCCCAUGCCAUUGAUAUGAAGUCCUUGAUAAACUACUUACCCACAUUGCUGAAUGAGCUGUUUACCCUGCUGGUUCACACACAGUCGGAGGAAAUCGGCUUGAAUGUCAUCCGGCUGCUGACGAAUAUCAUCCAUCUGAUCAGUGACCAGGCCAAGAGACCCGACCUCCUGGCCGCGUACGUUAAGUUUGUGUUCCACGCCCCGUACUACAGCCAGCAAACGGCCAGGCAAAGGACCGUUCAUGGAGAGCUCUGCAGACACCUGCCGUACCUCCUGAAUCCCAGCAACCCCGACUUCCUGAUAGUCAACAAGUUCAUGCGGUACUCCUCCAUAUUCUUCGAUUUGAUUGUGAAGAGCAUGGCCCAGCAUCUGCUGGCCACCGGCAGGAUUCGAAUGCUGCGAAACGAACGCUUCCCCAAGGACUAUGCCGAUCGGGUGGAGCAGCUCAUCAGGGUGCUGAUGUCCUAUAUCACCACACGCUACGAGGAUCUGGCGGAGGAGACCAACAUCCUCAACCGCUCCCUGGCGCACUUUGUGCGUCAGUGUCUGACUUACAUGGACAGAGGAUUCGUGUUCCGGUUGAUACGCUGCUACAUGGGCGAGUUCUCGCCGGGAAACCCCAGGAUACUCCACGAGUACAAGUUCAACUUCCUGCAGGAAAUAUGCCAGCAUGAGCACUAUGUGCCCUUGAAUCUGCCGUUUGUCCUAAAUCCGAAGAACAAACCCCCGGAGAUGAUGCAACACUUCACGCUGUCGGAACAGUUUUGUCGCCAGCACUUCAUCUCGGGGCUGCUGCUCCAGGAACUGAAGAGCAGCCUCAACGAAGUGAGCCCGGUGAGACGACAUGCCCUGGGAAUCUUUAAGGAUCUGCUGGCGAAGCACGAACUGGACAACAGGUACCAACAAAAGGGCCAGCUCUCCAGGAUUGCUCUGCUCUACAUUCCCUGGCUGGGAGUGGUGAUGGACAACAUCCAUCGCAUCGAUGACCUGUCCGAGUCGGGGGCCUGCACUCCCAAUGGCCAUGUCUAUGCGGAUUCUGCGUCGUACACCAAGAGACUGAGCUGCUCGAGCAGCUAUGUGUUCAGCAAGGAUUCCUCCACAUUCGGUUCCCUGACCUCCACGCCGAGGUCCAAGAAUCGCCUAACACUGCACUGUGAUCAGCCGAGUCCCUACCGCACCUCGGUGCACAUGAAGGAGCACAACUACCUGGCGGCCAUCGCCGGACAGCCGAUCAGUAAUGGCAUCUCCAAUCUGUCCCUUAACUCCAACACGGAUUCGGGGCACUCGCAGGACACCACUACCAUUGGCAACUAUACCAACGGAGACGCUGAUGUGGCUCUGCGAAACGGACACAAUCGUUCGGUUAGCGUCACCCACGCCCAGAUCCUGGCCCGCUGUGACAAGUUUAGCUCCGCGGAGAGCAAGGACCUCCUGCUGGGCUUCCUGUUCAUCAUCAAGCACCUCUCCCAGGAUCAGAUGGUGGGCUGGUGGCAGAACUGCAACGAAUCGGAGACCCUGCAGUUCCUCUCCAUUCUGGACCUGUGUCUCUUGCAGUUCCGGUACGUGGGCAAGAAGAACGUGGUAUUCACGCAGGAUUCCAAGUCGGGACGCUCCGCCAAGGCCAAUACUCUUCCGGCAAGGACACAACCACCCUUAGGGCUGGAAAAUGGCAGCCAGGAGAGUCAGCAGCCGAACAGCGGAACCCUGAACCAGACCCGGGAGCACCUGCUGGAGGAUAUGGACACUCUGGCCCGGACUCAGUUGGCUCUCUACGAAUCGAACUUGGCCACUGAGGUGGGCAUGAUCAUACUGGAUUGUCUGGGCAUGUAUGUCCUGCAAUUCAGGCAGCUCCUGGCCGACAGUCUGAUCCUGCCAAAGCUGGCGCGGAUUUAUCUGAGAUUCCUGCAGUUGGGCCAGUCGGAGAGGCUUUCCAAACACGUCUUUGCCGCCUUGCGGGCUUUCAUCAACAACUACGCCGUGGCCCUGUUCAAGGGCAAUGCCAUGUUGUGCGGCCAGAUGGUGUACGAACUCCUCAAAGCCUGCGACAGUCGCCUGGUGGAGAUCCGGCACGAGUCCUGUGCCGUUUUGUACCUCCUCAUGCGCAGCAACUUUGAGUUCAGUGGCCGCAAGGCACUGACGCGGGUUCACCUCCAGGUGAUAAUCUCGGUCUCCCAGAUGAUUGGCAACGUAAUCGGCCUGAACAAUGCCCGCUUCCAGGAGAGCCUGUCCAUCAUCAAUAGCUAUGCCAAUAGCGACAAGGCGAUGAAGGGCACUGGCUUCCCGAUGGAGGUGAAGGAUCUCACCCGAAGAGUGCGCACGGUUCUGAUGGCCACGGCCCAGAUGCAGGCCCAUCACAUGGACCCAGAGAGACUGCUGGAGCUGCAGCACUCCCUGGCCAAUUCCUAUGCCUCCACGCCGGAGCUGCGACACACCUGGCUGGUGACCAUGGCCAGGAAUCACGAACAGAAUGGAAAUCUCUCAGAGGCAGCCUGCUGCCAUCUCCACAUAGCUGCCCUGAUGUGCGAGUACCUGCGAUUGAAAGGCGGCUGCAGCCUCAGUUGGUCGUCCACAGCCUUUGGGAAAAUCUCCCGCAACAUACCGCUGGACGAGCAAGGUCUCAAGCUGGAUGCUGGUGCUCAGGACUCCCAGUACACGGAACAAAUGCUUCUGGAGCAGCUGAAGCAAUGCGCCGAUUUCCUGGAUCGUGCUGAAAGAUUUGAAUGUCUGGGAGAGCUCUAUAAGCUGAUACUCCCCAUGUAUGAGAGGGAUCGCAGCUUCGUGGACUUGGCUCACUGCUAUGAGCAUCUCACCCAGGCCUACAACAAAAUCGUCGAGGUUAAUCGUUCUGGCAAACGAAUGCUGGGCCGUUUCUACAGAGUGGUCUUCUAUGGAAUGAUGUACUUUGAGGAAGACCAUGCCAUCGAGUAUGUCUACAAGGAGCCCAAGCUCACAUCCCUCAGCGAGAUAUCCGAACGUUUGGCGAAACAAUACAAGGAGAAGUUUGGAGCCGAUGUGGUGAAGAUGAUUAUGGAUUCAUCUCCGGUCAAAGUGGAUGAACUGGAUGCUAAAUUGGCCUACAUUCAGGUCACCCAUGUCAUUCCUUUCUUCUCCAAGGACGAACUCGAUCAGCGACUCAAUGAAUUCGAACAAAACCAUGAUGUGGACACGUUUAUGUAUGAGACACCGUUCACCAAAUCGGGAGCAGCCCGUGGCACUGUGGAAGAGCAAUGGAAACGUAAAACAGUCAUCAAGACUCAAUAUUCGUUCCCUUAUGUUCUCAAACGCAUACCCGUGAAAUCCCGUGAAAUCAUCGAACUGAGUCCCAUCGAAGUGGCCAUCGAUGAGAUGCAAUCCAAGGUUUCAGAGCUGGAGGAGAUCAUUCUGCCGCCAGCCGAUGUGAAGAAGUUGCAGCUCCGUCUGCAAGGAAGUGUGGCUGUGACCGUAAAUGCAGGACCUUUGGCCUACGCCCAUGCCUUUCUGGAUGCCAAGGUGGUCAAUAAUUUUUCCAUUGAUCGCGUGGGUGAUUUAAAGGAUGUGUUCCGUGACUUCAUAGUGGUCUGUCAGAAGGCACUGUUUCUGAACGAGCGGAUCAUCAGCGCGGACCAAAAGGAAUAUCACCACGUCCUCAAGGAGAACUACGAGAAGCUGUGCCAGGCUCUCAGUGAGUUGCUCGAGGACGAGUCCUUCCAGCCGCUUGGCGAUGAUGCCGACAGCAUAAACCAGCGCAACAGCAUGGCUUUGUUCAAUGCAAUCAGUGGCGCCUCCCAUAACUCAAGACCGUAUUUUGUUGAUCAAAAUGCCAGCAACCACUCCCACCACCACCAUAACUUCAGCUCCCACAUAAACACACAGAACUCCUCGACACCACACCAUCCAUAACCGAUAACCGAACUAUACACACUCUGUGCUAAAUGACCAGUUCCAGUUCCGAAAUCGAAAUCAAUUGUUAAUUUCAUUGACUAAGCUUAGAGACCUAAGUUCAUCAAUUCCCCAUUAAUUGUUGUUAGAUUUUUAUGUUGGAAUACUUGAUUUCAGUAAUAUAUGGUACACAUUUGUGGCAGCAUGCCCGCGAUAGUUUUGUAAUUAGUUUAUAACCAUAUUUGACUAUCAUUUGCCAGACUACCAGAAUAAUAUUGUGAAACCUCGAUUUGAUUUCAUGUCAGUAGGCUAUAGAGUGCAACCUGAACCAGUUACUUUAUUAGAUCAAAUCUGCUAACUUUGUGUCUUCUCCGUAAUGGCUCCAAAUGGCUAAUGAAUUGUUUGAUAAUUUAAUUAUUCCUAUUGUAAUAUUAACAAACUAGCGAAAUAAGUUCCAACAAGCAACAGAACUUACCAAAGUAUUCGGAUAAUGGAAAUAACUAUAUAAUACAUAUACAUACAUAUAUUUAAAUAUAUAUUUACAUACGUGCAUUUUCUAGUGAAAUCGUAUAAUGAGCUAAAUAAAUAU
Messenger RNA from Drosophila bipectinata, 7667 nucleotides. RefSeq names its product dedicator of cytokinesis protein Ziz (gene Ziz). Gene Ontology annotation, molecular function: guanyl-nucleotide exchange factor activity. The record is from RefSeq and is a predicted model, not a curated record. Gene Ontology annotation, biological process: small GTPase-mediated signal transduction; positive regulation of GTPase activity. Lineage: Eukaryota; Metazoa; Arthropoda; Insecta; Diptera; Drosophilidae.